AUGCCCCAGAAGAAGCAGCCACGCACUCUGGAGCCCGGGGAUGACGAUUUUACCAUGAAGAUGCGUGAUCGCUUGAAAGCCUUGAAGCUCAAAGAGGAAGACCAGCCCGACGACUUGGUGACGGUCUCCACGGAGAAUGCCAAGAACCUGGCUCUCUCGGCCAUGUGGUACAUCGACCAAGAAGCUGACCGAGUGAAAGAGGAGAAGAAGAACCCUGACAUCCACGUCCUACGACGGCGCUACGAGGGAGCCAUGGAGAAGCUGAUCAUCCCGGAGGAGAAGGAUCGGCGAGAUCGCCCAGGUGGCGUUUCUGCGCCCAAGAGCGGGACGUUGGAAGUUCCUGGGGCGCUGGAUGUGGACGCACUGUUUGAGCGCGCCCAACAAACCAGUGGCUCCAAGACGAGCAAAAAGCAGGCCCUACAGGCUGAAGUAGAGGAUGAAACCGAAGAUGAAGGCAUCGCGGAGUACCUGAUCUCCAUGCAAAAGGUCGGCCGCCGAAAGGCCAAGGAGGGAAGGCCUCGCCGCGAGCGAAGAAGUCCCGAGGAACGACGCCAGGACUACGAAGAUACCAAGAUUCGCAUGUUCGCCUUCACCGCAGCGUUCGGUGGCUUGGGCACCGGCUUCUCCAUGGUCAUACCUCAUCAGAUAUGGAGUGAAUGUGGCCUUUAG
Molecule: messenger RNA, 669 nt
Organism: Durusdinium trenchii
Lineage: Eukaryota; Dinophyceae; Suessiales; Symbiodiniaceae
Source: the annotation of a GenBank genome assembly